This is a messenger RNA of Chiloscyllium plagiosum (whitespotted bambooshark), 3475 nucleotides long. NCBI's taxonomy places the organism in Eukaryota, Metazoa, Chordata, Chondrichthyes, Orectolobiformes, Hemiscylliidae. The record is from RefSeq and is a predicted model, not a curated record.
UAACAGUAGAGGGUUAUUAUCGGGAAUCUCGAGGUUGGUGCUCCACUUAAAAGUGCUGCGUUGACGAACGGGCUACUCCACACAAGCACUGGGUGCCCCGGUACGAUGGGACGGCUAGGGCUUUAGCCUAGAAAUCGCUGCCGCCAGUGCUGUGAGCCUGAAGCAAGCACAAAAGUGAAGUAAUAUACCUUGCACCAACCAAAGAACCGGCAGCGAUUUUGUUUCAUACUUUCAGAGACAGAGAAACUGCACAAAGAUGGCAAAAAAGGAAGAUGAUUUAGAUGUGCUGCUCCCAAGUUGGUCAGGAGCAGCUGCGCAUGGGUUCAGUAUAAGUGGUGGUGAUGAAGGGAUCUUCAUCAAGGACGUGGUGCAGAAUUCUCCAGCAGGAAAGAGCGGAGUGAUGAAGGAAGGUGACCAAAUUGUGAGUGCAACUAUCUACUUUGAUGACAUGGGAUACGAAGAAGCACAGAAAAUAUUACAAACUGUGGACCGACACACUGUGGGGUUGAAGCUGCAUCGAAAAGGAGAAAAGCUUUCUCCUGGGGGAAGUUAUUCAUGGAGUCCAGAUCGACCUGAAGCUACAAGUCCAGAUGCUAUACUGAGUGGAGAUGAUGAAGACUAUCAGAGGAUUUUCAGAACAAAAAUCAAGCCUCGCCUGAAGUCAGAAGAUGGCUCAGAGGCACCAGAUCAAGCCGACCGAACUUCCAAUGUACAUAUCACCAGAAAGGUUAUUACACGUACUAUUCAUACUUCUGGUCCUACAGUCAUGACAGACACAGACAUCCAGAAUCCAGAAUUUAAAAUAAAAGUUCCAAGAUAUGAGCAAGUCACCACUGAGAGAUCAGGACCAAAACUGGAAACAUCAGAGAUGGACGUAGAUGUUAAUCUCCCAGACACUGAAGUUCUGAAAUUUCAAACGGGAGACUGUCAACGGACCACUCAUACAAUGCACAUUGUGAAAACAAAAGUUGUAGAGGUAACUGGACCAGAUAUGGAAUACGGCCAAGCUACUUUCCAUAUGCCACAAGCCAACAUAGCAGGACGAUAUGGAAGAACAGUGCAAAUAUCUGAUCUUGACUGCAAAGCUGGAAUGACAAAUGUGAAAGAUCCAGUUAUUGAUAUUAAUACAAUUGGAGCAAAAACAGUAAUUGCUUCUCCAAAGACUGAUGCUGAUCUUAAUGUAUCUGGAAGCUGUGACAAUUUAAAAGGUCCAAGAACUGAUGGUCAAAAGUUAAGGAUGCAGCUUGAUGGUUCAAGUUUGAACACACAAGACGGGAAACUAAAUAUCAAAACGAAGACACCAAACUUCAGUGUUUCAGGGUCAGAUAUAAAUACAAAUACGCAGACAAAAACAAAAGCACCGGAUCUGAAUAUCAGUAUGAACGUUCCAGAGGCAGACAUUAAAAUAUCUGGACCAAGGAUAGAAAGCGAUGUUGAAAUACCCGCAGUGGAUAUGAAUGUUGGAGGGGGUGAUAGUGAAAUCAAAAGUUCGAAUUUUAACUUGCCAGGAAUCAGACACAAAAUUUGUGAGCCUGAUUUUAACCUGGAAGGCAAAUGUGCAAAAGCAACAGUGAAUGUUGAUGUGCCUGACAUUAAACUGGAGAGUGGCAUCAAAAGCCCUACACUUAACAAGACGGGAUUCACUAUCUAUGGGCCAAAGGUACCAAAGCCAGAUAUUUACUUGGAGCAAAAAAGUCCAAAUGUUGAAUUACCUGACAUCAAACUACAGGGUGACGUCAAGGGUCUAGAUCUGAAUACGAGUGAUUCAAAAGUUGGUAUUAAGCAACCUGACAUCAAGGAAAGGGGGCUUAAGUUUUCAGUGCCUUCUAUGAAUCUGCCCACUGUAAAACCUGCAGACAUUGACUUAAAUCUUAAAGGCUCAAUAGGAAAGGGUGACCAUGGUACUGAUCUCCCCUCAGCAAAUAUAAAGGGAGAGAUCAAAGAACUCAAACUAGAUAUAAAACCAGAUAUACCAGACACUGACAUUAGAUGGCACAGUACAAAUGCUAAUUCAAAGGGACCAAAGAUAGAAGAUGACAUUUGUGUACCUGAUGUGGAUUUAAAUGUCAGAGGAGGGUCAGCUAAAAUCAAAGGUCCCGAUUUAAAGAUGCCAGAUUUAAGCAUCUCAGGACCAAAGAUCGAAAAGCCUGAUAUCAAUCUGAAAUUCAUAGGCCCAAAAAGCACAGCAGAUGUUGAUGCCACUUCUGUUAAGCUAGAGGGUGAUCUAAAAGGCCCAGAUGUGAAUAUUGAAGGGCCUAAAGUUGAUAUUGAGGGACCUCAUACCAAAAGUAGUGACCUUACAUUUUCGAUACCUGCUGUAGGUUUACACAAAGUAAGCAGUCGGGGCAUUGACUUGAGUCUUAAAGGACCAGGGGUGAAAGCUGACCAUGAUAUUGACCUUCCCUCUGCAAAUGUUCAGGGUCACAUUAAAGGACCCAAGGUGGAUAUAGAUGUUCCUGAGGCUGACAUUAAGGGUCCCAGUGGAUCGCUCCAUAUGCCCAAAUUCAAAAUGCCCAGGUUUGGACGCGAUGGCGGUAAGGUAGAGGGCCCCGAUGUGAAUAUUGAUGCAAAUCUUCCAGCUGCAAAUUUCAGUCUAACUGGACCAAACAUAGAAGGUAAGAUUGAUACACCUGACGUGGAUCUUGAGGUUGGUGGAGGCUCUGGUAAAAUCAAAAGCCCAAAAAUUACAAUGCCAGAUUUCAAUAUAUCAGGACGCAAGUUUGGUCUAAAAGGUCCAGAGGUGAAAGCUGACCAUGAUAUUGACCUUCCCUCUGCAACGGUUAAGGGUGACAUCAAAGGACCCAAGGCAGAUAUAGAUGUUCCUAGGGUUGAUAUUAAGGGUUCCAGUGAAUCGUUUCACAUCCCUAAAUUUAAAAAGCCCACUUUUGGAAUGAGUGGAGGGAAACUAGAGGGCCCCAAUGUCACUAUUGAUGCAAAUCUUCCAGCUGCAGAUGUCAGUCUAACUGGUCCAAAGAUAGAAGGUGAUAUUGAUGUACCUGACGUAGAUCUAGAUGUUGGUGGAGGCUCUGGUAAAAUCAAAGGCCCAAAACUUAAAAUGCCAGAUUUCAAUAUAUCAGGACCCAAGUUUGAAAAGCCAGAUUGGAAUUUGAAAUUCAAGGGCCCAAAGGCCACAGCAGAUGUCGAUGUCCCAGAUGUUAAUCUCGAGGGUGACCUCAAAGGUCCUAAAGUUGAUAUUCAGGGACCUGAUGCCAAAGGAAGUGGUUUCAAAGUGUCAAUGCCUUCCAUAUCAUUGCCCAAGGUUCCAGCUUUUGAAGGUGAUGAUGGAUUCUGCAUCUUCGAGAGCAAUGCCAUCGCUUACUAUGGUAAGGUGACAUUGGAGAUGUUGAAGUGGGUUAACUGUGAGACACAGGUGGUGAUGGAUGCAGAGUCCGCUGCACCUCUCAAGGGGAAUGGACGUCAAAUGUCUGAAACAAGGAACCCUCCAAAAGUGGGGUUCCGUUCUGAAAUAUGGUAA